This is a messenger RNA of Acipenser ruthenus (sterlet), 3381 nucleotides long. RefSeq lists its product as uncharacterized. Bases 216 to 1655 code for a protein of 479 amino acids. Gene Ontology annotation, cellular component: membrane raft; external side of plasma membrane. The transcript has 10 exons. The record is from RefSeq and is a predicted model, not a curated record. NCBI's taxonomy places the organism in Eukaryota, Metazoa, Chordata, Actinopteri, Acipenseriformes, Acipenseridae. Gene Ontology annotation, biological process: T cell activation; positive regulation of ERK1 and ERK2 cascade; interleukin-15-mediated signaling pathway. Gene Ontology annotation, molecular function: protein tyrosine kinase binding; MHC class II protein binding.
AUGCCACAGUUUCCUAUCACGAAUGUGUGUGUGUGUGUAUGUGUAUGUGUGUGUGUCAGCGCGCACACAGUAUCUUUUCACAUCGCAGUCUCUCUGAAUCCAGCUCCUCGCUUCCUUCUCAUCACACAGACCUGCUGCUGUGUUGUUCUGUGUUUGGAAACGUGUAAGAAAUCUGGUCGAAGCUUGUGAAGAAUCAUACCGUUGGAUUGUCCAACAUGGGAAACGAGAUGAAAUCUGUCAUGCGCGUUUGGCUAAAAAUGUUCAUUUUGGGAUUCUUACAGGCAGCUUCCUAUGGAAACAUAUACGUAUCUAAGAAGAGCGUGGUCACGUUGCCUUGUGAUGUGAAACCACAGACACAAGUAGCAUGGAGCUAUAAGAAAGAUGUUUCUUCUGCAUACACCAACAUUGUCAAGAAUGUAGGAAGAAACACACUGUUUGGUACCACUCCAAUGAAAUCAAAAUCCAGAAUCCUCUCAAGUUCAGCCCUGCAGAUACAGGAUGUGGAGACAGGCUUCGCUGGUUUUUAUCAAUGCGAGAUCUCUGGUAUAAAGAAAGAGUACAACCUAUUGGUCGUUUCUGUGGUUCCAGAGCACCCCGGCCCCUACCUGCAGUCUUCCUCGUUGAAGCUGGACUGUUUGGUCAGUGGCAGCUCCGGUGAGAGGCCAGUGUGGCUCCAGCCUGGCAGUGAGGAAGUGUGGAGUUCAAGCAGCACUCUGGAGAUUGAAGAGUUAACAAUGAGACACAGCGGGACCUGGAGGUGCAGAGUGGGGUCCUUUAAACUGGAGCAGAAAGUGGAGGUGCUGGGUAUUCAAGCCGACCCUUCGUCUGGGAUGCUCUCUGUUAAGAAUGGGGGUUCAGUCUUCUUUCCUUGCGAGCUGAGCAGCAGCCUUACUGAACCCCAGUACCAGAGUGAGAGAGCGAUCUGGAGUCGCGUUACACAGGAAUCUCCCGCUGAACAGGAAAUCCUUGAACUAAACAAACCGAACAAAAGGCCGUUAUUGUCAUCCUCCAAGGGGAACAACUCCAUCAGCCUGAGCAAGGUCAGCCCUGUCGAUGCUGGGAGGUACACGUGCCUUGUGCAAAUCAACAGGGCUAAGAUGAGUAAAUCCUUCCAGUUAAACGUGCUGAGCGUCGAGUCCAGCGGAGGUAACGUUGUAUGCUGUCUGCACGGCAACGCAUCAGGAUUUCAAAUGGAAUGGAGCGACGCGGAGGGUCAGGCGAGAGACUUGCAGAUGCAGCAGGGCGAAAGCAAGACCACACUGACCCUCCCCAUGGCCCAGAUGAACUCAACAGCAUGGAAAUGCAACUUAUACCUGGGCAGCAAACUGCAAACUAGCAUCGACUACACACCGGGCACAGCAGUAGAUGACAGGAGCAGCAGCAACGUGGGCUUCAGAGGCUGGGUGGCAGCUGUUCUGAAGAUGGAGCUGUGGGUUCUGAUCUCAAUCUGUGUGGGCGGAGUCAUCCUGAUUGCUCUCGUUGGCGUUGUCAUCGGGCUGCUGGUGAGACGGCGCCACCUGAAGAGACUGACUCGAAGAAGAAGGUUGCAAAAACAACCAUUGACCCCGCGUCAGUACUGUCAAUGUCAACGCAAAAGAACAAAUAACGGAUCUCGCAGAAUGAACUCGUACCAGGAGGAAGACAGAGACUAUUAAUCUUCAACAAACUCUGAGAUUUUAAACAUGUUGCUUGUUUUCUUUACAGUUUGUGUUUAUUUUGUGUCUGCCCUUUAUUUUAGUGCUUUUAAGAAACCGGUUCUGAAUUCUUAACUGAUACUAUAGUGAAGUGAAUGGAGUAUAUUUUGGGGGCCACUGCACUUGUGGGACGGCUUGCUCGCUCACGCAUUAAAAUAUUUUACAUGUAUUUGAAGAGGAGACAAUUAUCAAUUCAGGGACACCAAGUUAAAGUGAGAAAGAAAGGAAGAAAAAAGAAAGCAAGGGGUCUGAGAAGCGGGGUAAAAAGGGGGUGAGCCACACAAAUAAAAAAACUUUUUGUUAGGUGGAAAUGCAUCACUUAACAUUUUUGCUUUUAAAGAACACAAAUAUGCUCCAUAGUGUUUUCGCUUGCUAUCUGCUCAGUGUAGUGACUGUUCUGGAAGAUUGUAAGUAAAUAUCCACAAUGUUAUUUUACAGGUGUACAUAGCUAUGGUCUACUGCUCUGAAAAAAAAAAAAGUGUAUUUUUUAAUUUAAAAAGUUGGGGUCUGCUAAUUCCGCUACUGGUGCAUUACUGCAAUAUUUUUAGAUGUGAUUUUUUACAUUUUUUUAUAUAUAACUGUCAAAUUAAGUACAUGAAAUACUUUUGGUACAUUGAAUGCUAUAUAUAGACACAUCACUCUCUCUCUCUCUCUCUCUCUCUCUCGUGAUUUCUGGAUGUUCUGAAGUGUUAAUACAGAACCAUACUUAUUCUUUGUUUACUUGUUAUGUGCUUAUACCACUGAAAAUAAAAACAUUAUAAUACAGCGUGUUUUAUUAUUAUUAUUAUUAUUAUUAUUAUUAUUAUUAUUAUUAUUAUUAUUAUUAUUAUCUGCAUUUUUGAUAUUUAGAAUAUUUCUGCCAAUACUGCAAUAGUAGUGUUCUAUCCCAAGGGCUCUCUUUAUCAUUGCUUUUUCUUUCCUAUUUUGACUUUUCGUAGGUUUUUCUGACUUCGUAGACCUACCAGGGAUGUAUUAAAGUCAUCUUCACUGCCGUAACCUAGUUUCAUCCCUGCUGCAGUAGUUUAGUUACGACUUCAUUUCAAACUACUUUUGUAUGCAAAUGUACGAAUCUCAUUAUUAUAUCGACGUUUUGCACUUACCGUUGAUGUAUUAUCAUUUUUUCCUUUGUGCCUGUUAUUUCACAUUAGUUCUCACUGCCAUAGAUUCAACAAGCUGUUUGUAUGUGAAAAAACUAUAUAUACACACAUGUACUGUAAGGCAGCAGGUUGAGUGAGACAGCAGGGAGGGGGUUAAAACCUCCCUGCGAGAGAAUGUACCUUUGUUUGUUUGUUUGCUUUAUUGUUUCAUUUAAUUUGCUAAUUGUGUUAUUGUUUAAUUUAAUUGUUUGUUAAUUGUUUUAUUAAUAAUGAUCCCCUGCACCUGGCUAUUAUUGUAAAUUAGAGCCAGGUGCAGGGUAUUUAAAGAGAACAGUCAGUGUGCUCGAGGCUGCUGAGGAGAAGGAGGCAGAAAGGAGUGCUCUGCUUCCUGGCAGUCGUAAAGUAAGGUAAAAGUGUGCUGUGUUAAACCUGCGUAGGUAGUGUUGGCAGGCAAACGGCUUAGCCGUCCUGCUAGUUAGUGAGGGAAAAACUUGUGUAGUAAGCACUCCAAACAGAGUCAGGUUUUGUUUUGUGUGUUUUGUUUUCAUUUUGUGUUCAUUAAAGUAUAGCGCAACCACGCUUAAAAUCAA